AUCACUAUUGAUUCCAAUCAGCGAUCCCAUUUCCCCCAAUUUCAAGCUAAAACUUUGAUUUCUAGGGUUUCUCAUCGCUCUUAAUCGUCCCUGCUGCUCUUGAUCCUGAAGUUCCACCUCUUCUGAAACCCUAAUCCUUGGUUUUGGCCGUAGAUUUGUUGGGAAAUGGGGGUGGAGAACUACCAUGUGAUAGAGCUCGUCGGGGAGGGGUCCUUUGGGAAGGUUUACAAGGGCCGGCGCAAGUUCACUGGGCAGACGGUGGCCAUGAAAUUUAUUCUGAAGCAUGGAAAGAGCGAAAAGGAUAUCCAUAAUUUGAGGCAGGAAAUUGAGAUUUUAAGGAAGCUGAAGCAUGAAAAUAUAAUUGAAAUGCUUGAUGCCUUUGAAAAUCCUCAGGAAUUCUGUGUUGUUACUGAAUUUGCACAGGGAGAGCUAUUUGAGGUUCUUGAAGAUGACAAGUGUCUCCCAGAAGAUCAGGUGCAGGCAAUAGCGAAGCAGCUGGUCAGAGCCUUGUACUAUUUACACUCAAACCGCAUUAUUCAUCGUGAUAUGAAGCCACAAAAUAUCCUUAUUGGAGCAGGAUCUGUUGUUAAGCUUUGUGAUUUUGGAUUUGCACGAGCAAUGUCAGCAAACACUGUUGUUUUGCGUUCCAUUAAAGGUACACCCUUAUACAUGGCUCCAGAACUUGUCCGAGAACAGCCAUACAAUCACACAGCAGAUCUGUGGUCUCUUGGAGUUAUUUUGUAUGAACUAUUUGUUGGUCAGCCGCCAUUUUACACAAAUUCGGUGUAUGCACUCAUCAGACACAUAGUGAAGGAUCCAGUAAAAUAUCCUGACAAUAUGAGCCCAAAUUUCAGAAGCUUCUUGAAGGGAUUGCUUAACAAGGUACCUCAAAGUAGGCUGAGUUGGCCUGCAUUACUUGAACACCCAUUUGUGAAAGAAAACUCAGAUGAUGUGGAGGCUAGGGAGACACGUGCUGCUGUCGCUGCAGCCAGGGGCUGUGAUGCUGCCUGGAGAGGAGAAGGUAAUAAUGUAGCAUCCUCGAAAAUUGAAGCCUCAGGUAAAAGAAGUCCUGAGACUUCUUCAGAGAUCUGCAAAGCUCCAAGCAUUGUGAAUGAUGAUAGGGCUGGUUCACCUUCCCCGAUUCCAGAAAAUCAACAGGAACAGGCUUCCAAUGCUUGCAUUUUGUCAUCGGGACACCAAGUUUUGGAUAAACUAGAGAAAAACUCUCGUACAGUCAAAGGCGCAAACAUUAUUGCUCAAGAUUAUGAAGCAUUAUCUGCUAUUCUGCUUCCUCUGAAAACUUGGUCCAAUGGAUCUCCAAGUUCUUUGAGGGAUCUAAACACUGAGUGUGCAAACCAGUCUUUCAGAAUUGUCACAAAUAUGAUUACUGCUGGAGCACAUCAAUCUUGUGCGGCAUUAGAUGACAUGAUAUGUGUGCUUCUUGAAUUUGCUGCUGCUAUUGUCAAGCUAAAUCUCUCUGAAGCUGAUGGCCUAGCAGUCAAGAGCCUUUCCACUCUAAAGAAACUAUUGGACAAUAGUGGAAGUGGGAUUGGAAAUUCUUAUGCCAGGCACUGGUCUGCUCUUAAAGACCUUUAUUCUCAGAUCCUGACUACAAAUUCCGAUGCAUCUGGAAGAGUUAUUUAUGAAUCUACAGCAUGUGUGGCUGUCAUGUUGUCUCGAGUUGCUUUAGGGCUCAAAACAUCUGUAGCUGCUGAUGUUUCUGAGAUGGUUUCUCAAAAACCAUCACCAGAACAAAUUCUCAUCCAGAUAGUCAAUCAUGCUAAAGAAUCCGGCAUUAUGGAUCUGUUGUGUGAGUGUCUAGCAGCUUCAGGAUCAAGUCUCAUGUCAGGAACCUUAAAUAUGGUACCAGCAACUUGUGAAGCUUGCAAAUCUAUAUGGGCUUUGAUUGAUGCAGUGGAGUUAAUCUCAAUGAAAGGGCAAACUCAUUUGUUGCCACUGAAUCAUUCACGACACCAUUCUUCUAUUCAGGCUGAUGCCAGGAUUCAUGACGAGAACUUAGUGCUUGAGUCUGUCAAAUUAGUUGAGAUGUUUGUGAAAUCUUUUCUUGAAUCAAGACAUGUGCAAACUGCAUUCUAUUACUGCAUUCACAAUGGCCUAGAAUCUGCGCUCAAUGCUGGUUUUCAGAUAAUUUCACGGAUUUGCAUAUCAAAUCAUCUUGUCUGCAAAGCAUUGUGCACCUCACUGAGUUCUUCAACUACAUCGGAUGAACUAGAUUCGGGUGGCGAUGGUACUAUCAUUUCUGACAUAUUUUCCUUGUUGUCCCUGUGUGCCUCAUAUAUAAACAAAGAGUCUGGAGAAAUACAGAAUCAAAAAUGUAAACUGUCUAACCCUCAUAGAUUGGUUUUACAUAGUUGCCUUGCCUUGGCAACAGUUGCCAAUUGUUUGAGAUCAGAAGAAAAAAUUUCUGCGUCAUCAAUUCUCACAUCCUCUCAGAAGAAACAGCGAGGACGACUCUCAGUGCUUGCGCAUCUUUGUUCUUCUGAUGACAGGGUAGUGAAUUACAAUCAACCACAUUGCCUAUCAGCAAUGUUAGCUUUAUCAUCAAUUCUGUCCCUUGAAAGUGGUUCUACCACUAGUUCCUCUAUCUGCGAGUCUGCGCUUGUAUUACUGCCUCCUAUGGCCACACUUCGUAAUCAAUUGAAAGUUCUGCUCUCUGAUGAAAAUGAAGCAUUAAGUAAGUACAAACUCUUGAAUUGGUAUGGAGUUAGGGAUGGCUGUGUUGGAUUGCUAAAAGCUAGACUGAAUUGGGGAGGGCCUCUAGCCAUUGAGCAAGCUUGCUCAAAUGGAAUUCCACAACUAUUGACUUGUUUGUUGGCUGAUGGACUUAAGAAGGAUCCUGAAGGAAAAGAAAUCUCAAAGGUUAGAGCUGGAUUGUCACCCAUUGGAGUUGUGUGGACACUUUCUGCAAUGUGUUAUUGCCUACCUGGUGGUGUUUUCCGUGAUGUAUUGUUUAGGAGAGAUCACUUGAAACUCAUAACUGACUUGAUAACUGAAUUGCACCUCAAAAUAUUAAAAGGCUGGAGAGGACUUGGUGGUGGAACAAAUGGAAUUAGAGAUCUAAUAAAUGCUCUUGUUGAUCUUUUAGCAUUUCCUUUUGUUGCUGUACAGAGCUCCCCCAGCAUGCCAUCAACAUCUGCAUCCAUCAAUAGUGGCUUUGUUUUGAAUGCUGCAUCACCUGGUGGAAAAAUAGGCCUGGAAAACAAAGAAAUGAUCAAAGCAAUUGAGGCAAAUCUGCCGCAUUAUAUACAAGUUCUCUUGGAGGUUGGUUUUCCUGGGCGUAUACUCAGAUGCUUGGAUUUUAUUGAGUGUAAAGAUUUAGGAAGACCAAUAGCUAUUAUUGCCAAAAUGGUGGGCUACCGACCCUUGGCUUUGCAGCUGCUUAGAGAAGGUUUAUUGAAUCCAUCCAUAGUCCAAAGGGUGCUUGGUGGCUCUAGCCCAAGAGAAGCUGUGGUAGACUUUCUAAUGAUAGUUUCUGAUCUUGCUCGAAUGUCAAAGGAUUUUUAUGAAUCGAUCGACAAGGCGGGUAUGUUGGUUUUUUUGAAAGAAUAUCUGAAUCAUGAAGAUGCUGAUCUUCGUGCAAAAGCAUGCAGUGCCAUUGGAAAUAUGUGCCGACAUGGGCCCUACUUUUAUGGUCCACUUGCAAUAAAUAAGAUCAUUGAUCUCCUCAUUGAUAGAUGUUCUGACAGUGACAAACGGACCAGGAAGUUUGCAUGCUUUGCUGUUGGGAAUGCUGCUUAUCACAAUGACAUCUUGUAUGAAAAUCUCAGAAGAUGCAUACCUCAACUAACAAAGUUGUUACUCUCAGUGGAGGAGGAUAAAACAAAAGCCAAUGCUGCAGGUGCUCUAAGUAAUCUUGUGCGCAACUCUAACUCACUUUGUGAAGACAUCAUUUCACAAGGUGCUUUGCAGGCCUUAUUGAAGCUCGCAAGUGACUAUUCUGUUGUAGCUCUAAACCCGAGUAGAGGUGAUGCAAUGAAUGAAUCACCGCUUAAGAUUGUGCUCUUUGCUUUGCGGAAAAUGUGUGAUCAUACUCCCUGUAGACAGUUCAUCAGUUCUUCAGAAUUUCUUCCUCUCUUUACUCAGCUAAAGAGGUCUCCUAACACAAUCAUUGCUGAGUAUGCCUCGGUCAUUAUAAGCAAAGCCGGUCAAACCAAAUGAUUUUAAGUUUGUGUCAUUCCAUUGGUCUUUGCUUGUUCCUUACAUUUUCAUGUAUAUGUAUGCCUAUGUAUUUAGUCAAGACUAGUUUGUCCAUCCUUCUAUAUGAUGAUGAUUAAGGGUUCUCUACACUGAUGGAUCACAUUUUUGGCAAAGGCUACUUGAUUAUACUGCUAAUAAUUACCGUGAACGCUAGGUUCAGUUUCCACAUUUGCAUUUUCAAAUAAGUGACAACACUGGAUCUGUGAUACUUAUGGCUGCUGAUGGAGUUCACACCAUGCUUUCAGAUUUUCUCUCAGCCUGGGGCCCUCAGAGAUUAAAGAGUUGUUGGUAAAACACCCACUGGGAGUGAGGGCUAUCACUACCUUGUCCUGGGAAACUGAUGGAUCAAAGACCAAAAAAGAAAAGGUGAACUUAUGGUUAGGUAUCAUGUUAAUUCUUUCAUAUUAUUGUCCUGUUAGAUAAAGACACUUGCAUUCUUUUUUAAUUCAUCUAUACUGAAUGUACAAAGCACCACUCUUUAAGGGAUCUAUAUUGGUGAAAUGGUUUUACUUCUUGCUGCUU
Molecule: messenger RNA, 4740 nt
Organism: Dioscorea cayenensis subsp. rotundata (Guinea yam)
Lineage: Eukaryota; Viridiplantae; Streptophyta; Magnoliopsida; Dioscoreales; Dioscoreaceae
Product: serine/threonine-protein kinase TIO
Biological process (GO): protein phosphorylation
Cellular component (GO): cytoplasm
Molecular function (GO): ATP binding; protein kinase activity; protein binding
Source: RefSeq, a predicted model, not a curated record